Molecule: messenger RNA, 2698 nt
Organism: Neoarius graeffei (lesser salmon catfish)
Lineage: Eukaryota; Metazoa; Chordata; Actinopteri; Siluriformes; Ariidae
Product: desmocollin 2-like protein
Exons: 7
Coding region: 405-1340 (311 amino acids)
Biological process (GO): adherens junction organization; cell-cell junction assembly; calcium-dependent cell-cell adhesion
Cellular component (GO): catenin complex; adherens junction; membrane
Molecular function (GO): cadherin binding; calcium ion binding
Source: RefSeq, a predicted model, not a curated record
AGAUCUGUAAUGGCUUCUACAUGCUAAAUGUAAAUCCUGGUUCAGGUUGAAAAGAUUCUGUUUUAUUUUAAAUGUUUUAAUUCUUCCUGAAGCUCAUGGGUUAAAAUGGUCUUUAUUGGUCAUGGAGGCUCUUUGCAGUUUAUUUCCUAAGACUCCUCUUAGGCUUUUUUUUUUCAGGAUCCUAACCAGGUACCCACAGGGUAAGAGCAGAUCUUGAAUAAAAUGCCCUUUCUGACCCUUCUAUUUGAAUGGACUACACUCCAUAGACUACAUAAUCACAAAUUUGCCCUUCCCUCCCUAUUUUACCUACAGCUCAACCUCCAGCAACGGGUACAGGGACGCUGGUCAUCAAUCUAGGAGAUCAGAAUGAUAAUAUACCACUGCUGGAGGUGAACAAAGUGGAUAUGUGUUUGUCAGACAAGGAAACCAGGACUAACAUCACUGCUGUUGAUCUGGAUCUUCCACCAUACAGUGCACCAUUCCACUAUGAGCUCCUGGGAGAUGUCAAGGGAAAAUGGAGAAUCGAACCAAAACAUGGAACAACUGUGAACCUAAUCCGAGAGAAAAACGUCUAUUCAGGCCAUUAUGAAUUUCAGGUUAAAAUAUCUGACAACCAGGGCAUUGGAUCAGUCCAAAACCUGUCCAUCACUGUGUGUGACUGCAUCAUUGAACCCAACUGCCAGGGUCGCAGAUAUAUGACUGCACGGCCGAGCCUUGGCGCCAUUGGAAUCAUAAUAUUUGCUUUGUUGUUUCUGCUAGCAUUUCUUCUGAUGGCUUUUUUGAUAUCCUGCAAGCAGAAGAAAAUUAUGAUCCCAACUGAUGAUGUUCCUGAUUGGUAUCUUAUUAAAUCCAACACUGAGACACCUGGCACUGACUGCAAGCUGCCAGCUAAAAUAGCCCAAAUGGACAUGAGUGAGCACAGUGUGAAGACAUUCAAUUCUCUACGAGCUCAAAAUGGAAUUUCUUCACAGGAGUCGGUGCUUCACAAUGGUUUCUAUCAAGGUUUUUCAGCAUCCACUGAACAACAAAUGAUUAGGAGAUCUCUCCAAUGGGACACAAUGAGCAGAAAGUAUGCAACUUACUCCUCAGAUGUCUUUUCUCUGAGACAAAAACUGUCGAUUCAGCUUGAUCAGCGUCUCAUCCAGCUCCAGACUCAAGAGGAUCUGUUCGAUUAUGAGCCGCACUGCUAUGCAGAUGAAGGAGAACACGAGACAAACCAAAACCUUGAUCCUAUCCCCAUUCCUGAGAUAGAUUUCAGUCCAGACAUCAUUACAAAUUUAGAUUUACGAUUCAAGAAACUAGCAACUGUGUGCAGGCCUGAUCUGUCACAGUUUGAAUAAAAACCUGAACACUAAUAAUCAGGGGUUUUUUUUUUUGCUCACCCUUUGAGAGAACCUUGUGAUUUUGGCGUAUGCUUACAUGACACUGAGAUUUGCAGGUAAUCCUGAUUUAGCGUGCCUUCCUCAUGUAUGGGCAGAUGGACAAUGUGAUUGUGUUCUGCUAUGUUACUUGCAGGAACAGGGCUGGAGAGAGAAAAUAUUUAGAGAGAAAAUAAAACUGAUGUGGGUUUACAUGGUGCUCUGCAUUGGGAAUGGGUGGAAAUAGUUGAGCUUAAGCAAAAAGGACUUUAUUACAAAAAAAAACAUCUUUCAAAAAAUGUAAAUCACCUUUCAAAACUCAUUCAAAUGAGAAUGUAUAAAAUGAGUUCUCUUCAUGCCAAAUUCAUCUAAUUGUACUUUAUUUCCAUGAAAUUGGAAACCCUGGAAAUGUUUCCCAACAAAAACCAACAGUCUUUUUCUUUUUAUCCACUUUUGCUUUUGGGGUUCAGUUGCAAAAACUAGUGAAAUGAACCACUAGGUUUCCUUCAGCUGAACUACCCAUAUGCAUUUUUUAAUCUACCCUUAGGGGAGCAGCUUUAUUCCAAGUUCAGGUUACUACCUGUGUAGAGUUUCAUAUGUUAUUCUUGUGUCUAUGAGGAUUUCUUCCAUGUUGUCCAGCUUUGUUCCACCUCCUAAAAACACCUCGUGUGUGUGUGUGUAUUGAUGUCCCACCCAGGGUGGAUACCUGCCUUGCUUCUGGUGUUUCUGGUAUAGGCUGUGGAUCCACUGAGGACACAGCACUUACUGAGGAUAAAUGAAUGCUUAAUAAUGAAUGAAAAAAAUGGGAGCAAUAUUUUUGAAAGCUGUUUUAGAGUCGCUAAUUUUGGGUGCAGUUAUAAUGGGUUUUGUAAAGUUCUGCAUUAGGAGUUGGUAGAAGAUUUUAAACUCAAAGUACUCAUGGUCUUGGGAAAUACAAAUAAUUUACUUGAAGAGGUUUUUUUUUUGGGGGGGGGGUAUCAUAUAUUCUAGGGGUGUAAUGCAAUACCACUAUCUGUGUAAUGACUUGAAAAUCUGCGUCUGUAUUCAGAUUUGAACCAUUGUCAGAAUGUUCUGUGGAGCUGGGGCAUGGUGCUGCUGUGAGUCAAAAUGGGAUUUUUUCAGCAACAUUUCAUUAAAAUUUCCUGUGAUUUUUAUUUUUUUCUGGGAAGCUUUACUUUUACUAACAAUUGAGACCAUUUAUAUUUAAGAACAAUGAAAAAGGCACAAUAAAUGUACACUUUUCUAAGACCCAGCAGAAAUAUGUUGUAAUGUGCACAGUGUAUGAUCUGUGUGGGCUAUAGGAGCACUGGAUCUAAAAAUAAAAGCUUUUCUGUUAUGAA